AAUGACAUUUUCGACAUGUUCAUUAUGGUUUUUGUUACACAGUGAAUGUCUACUAUGGCUCGGUAUUUGAUCCUAUAUCCACUGUGUGCUGUGCAUAGGCGCCUAUUUUUAUGAGCGAUAGAUCGUUAGGAUGUUAUCGUAUUGGUGCAUGAGUGACUGCGUACCGUAUUAUUCAGUUUAUCAAUAUACACGGACAAGUGUAGCAUCGAUCAGGGAUAAGCGGUAACCUAUUUCGUGCGUAGAAAUGGCCAAAGAACUCGGUAAAGAUCCCUUGACAUACGAAAGGGAGAAGCAGGCAUUUCUCGACGAGCUGAAGCAAUUUCAUUCGUCAAGGAGAACUCCUCUGAGUCGUUUACCUACAAUAAGUGGCAGGGAAGUGGACUUGCAUCUGCUGUACCACAAAGUAACGUCGUUGGGUGGCUGGAACAAGGUCAGUGACCAAGAGCGAUGGGGAGAACUUCUGGGACUAUUUCAUUUACCAAGAGCAUGCGGUAAUGCAACUGAAGCCCUUAAGCACAUUUACAUCCGAUUCCUUGAUCUGUACGAAAAGGUGAACUUCCUUGGAGAGGACCCCGCAGAUGAGGAUGACGAUUAUGAGAGUCGGAAAACAAAGGGACCCUCACUGGUUGACCAGGUGUCCAUGGUGUACAGGAAAGAGCAUCACACCAUACCAGACACCCUGCGCAGUUUCCACGGACUCAGCAUGGAGUUUGCGAAACUCAGCCAGUACGACAAGCUCAUCUAUUCGCUCAUGUCCGGUCUGCCGAACGAAGUGGACUUCGCGCUGAACGUGUGCGUGCUGCUGUCGAACGAGGGGAAGCACGUGCUGCGGUUGCAGCGGUGUCCCCGGCUGCUGGACCUGCUGCUAGCUCACGCCGGCAUCUUCGCCGAGGGAGCGGCAACGCUGCAGAGCGUCUACGAGAGCUGGCGAGCCCUGACACAUCGCCAGUUCGUACGGUUCUGGUACGAUACGGUCAAGGAUGAAGGUAUCAGAGAGCUAAUACCAUUACUCGUGAAUAAAGAUGGAGAGAGUCUGGAGGAUAGCCCUGGUGAUGAGCUGUUUACAUUGUCACGAAAUUAUGGGGUUCAUGACACCGAGGGACAGCGCAUCGAACAGAUAGUAGUCAUACUGCGCAACCUGUCCUUUGAGAAUGGGAACAUUCCAGUGAUGGCAUGCAAUUCUUCGUGCAUAAGGUUUCUCUUGUUGUGUGCGCACUGCAGUUGGUCAACAUUAAGGCAGAUGGCGCUGGAUACAUUAGCGAAUCUGGCCAGGCAGCUGGAACUGGAGCCGAUUGAGGUCCUAAACACCCAGCUUCUGUUCCGAACGAUUGCAUGCUGUGUAUCCUCAGCAGACAAGUUUGAAACAAUACGAGGAAUGGAGGUUCUGGCCAACUUGUGUCUACACGAGUUGAACGAAGAAACGAUCGUGGGCAACGUUGAUGAGUGGGUGUACAGGAAGAUCUGCCUCAUGCUGACUGUGCACGAUAUCAUGCUCAUAGUUUACACACUAGAGGUGCUCUACCAGCUGUCCGAGCUUGGAGAGGCGACAUGUACGAACAUCGCCAGCGUACACAAAUCUGUGGAAAUUUUGGUUGACAUGGCAACUGUAGAGGCACAGGCAUUUGGUCCUGAGGCUUUGGUUGGCAUGAAGGUGGUGGAGUACAUUCCACCCACUCCACAGGGGGUGCCACAUCCCAACGCGCAAGCUUUAUCACAGCAGCAACAGCAGCAGCAGCAGCAAUCACUACGGGACUCGCUGGCCCAGGGCCGACCAAUGCCACUCUCGGCACCCUUGCCUCAGCAUCAGCAGAAAGCUGCACAUAUGCAGCAGCAACAGCAGCAGCAACAGAAAGAACAUCAUCAUCACCAACGGCCUAUACUUCCAGCAUCAAUGACCUCAAAUGCCACGCCAGGCACCCACCCACAUCCCACGAUAGAGCCCGAGAAGUUUGCUUGCCACUGGCUACAAUCCAGCUUUGAGGAACACCCAGGAAGCUCCUAUCCAAAGGUGGACAUGUACACUGAGUAUUUAGGCGCAACUAGCAAGCUAGGCAGGGCUGCCAUCCUCAACUCCACGAAGUUUGCUGAAUGCCUUAAAAAAGUAUUCCCUAAAGCCGGGGUCAAGAAGGUAGAGCUCGGCGGUGGCGGAUCAGUACAACAUCAUGACAGACUACGAAGAAAACAUCCAGUUCCAUCAGCAAAACAGCAGCCUUGGUACCAGCGGCCACCUCCACCCACAUCCUUGCCUACGCCUUCCCGCCCUGAACGGCCAGUUAGCCGGGGCAGUAACAGCAGCCGUCUUUCGACUCCACUGUCACCAUCUCAGAUCCGUUUCCCAAUGUUGCCUGCGCACCUGCGCAGCCAGUCCCCUUCCACUCCUCCGUCAGGUCAGGCCUCUCCUAACAUGUUUUCCCCCGCCUCGCCACUUCUCUCAGCACAACUCAACAGCCCAGCUAGUGAUGGGGGUUUGGCAAUUCAGCCUGGCCAGUUCAAGUCUCGGGAUCACGGUACAUCCACGCCGUCUGGUAAUGCGGGACAGAAAUACCCAUCCAUUCAGCAAGCAUUGUUAGCCAAGAGCAAAGAUACACGAUCUCUUCCAUCACCAACUCAACAUGGUCAGUUAUCACCUAGCAACAAUACCAGUCUCAUCAAAAGCUUGCUGGCUACUAAGGUGACACAGAACAUGCAGCAUCGUGCUCAAAACCAGCAGAACAAAAGAACAGGAGUGACGUCACCAGGCAGCCCGCGUUCACCUCAGCAGCCAUCACUUAGCAACCCGUGUGUGCCACACGAGUUUCACCACGGCAACCAGCACCAUUCGUAUCACCAGGCAGUGAUAAGUUCAGCAUCCCCCCUGCAAUCCCAUCCUGGGGAGCAGCAGGACUGGACAUCUGGCAGUGAUAGAACCUCUAAAUCUCAAUCCUCAAUGGGCCGAAGCAGACCGACCGCUCCGCCGAAGUCUCCCCUUUCUGGUGGCCAGCCGUGGUCGCACAGGGGUCCGGCAGAGGCGUUGCCGGAGAGAGGGGUGGGGGGUGGCAGCGGCGCGGACCCUGUGCAGCUGGGCGAACAUGCGGCAUCGACGGCUGGGGCGCGCAUCACGUCAGAGUGCCGGAACGAGCACAGCGGGAUUUUCUGCGAGCCAUCAUCGGAGACGGGUGAGCAGCAACCUCGGCUCAAUUCAGGGAGUGCAACUAGUCAAGGGACCAGCGGUGUCUUCUCUGCGGCAUCUCAGACUGAGACGGGUGCGGCCAGAAACGAACUGAUCGGUAGUGGGCCCCCACAUCCAGCUACAAAUGGCGUCAACGGCUGCCUGAGUUCGCCCAGUGGCAGCGCGUCAUCGAGAGACAAUGCAGAGAUGGCCGGCGGCAAACAACCGCAAAACGGGCAUGGUGGAAUGCCGUGCCGGAUUCAGGAGACGCCUCGUGCUGGAAACCCCGACCACAGCCCCGUCACCAUGGAAACGGAGGGAAAACUAAGCAAUGGUCCUAUCUUCACCGGUGCUGAGAAGGGGCGAAGUGAGGCGGAGAUGGCAUCCGAAAUCCUGAAAGAGGCAAAGGAGGCUGCGCUCUCAGAUCUCAUCACAGACAAAGCAGUGUUCCUGAACGGCUUCUGUGAGUCUCCCCACGUGAAGAGCUUUGACUCUAUUGUAAAUCACGUCGGAAAUGGAGAUACCGGUGCUGAAGCUUUGCAGAAUGCUAUGAAAACCCCGAAAGCUGAUGCUCUUGAUGCAGUGCGAAAUGUGCCGCAAGAAAACAACAUGGCGGUGGCGAGUGAAGAGAAAACAAAUCUGAAUCAUGAACCUCCUGUAGAUAGCUGUGUGAAUAAAUCGGAGGUGGAUGUUGGUUCUGUGUCGUGUAACAAGGUACAGGAUAACUGCAGGCCACAGAUGCUUGUGGGAGAGCAGAGCAAGUGUGAUGUGGUGCAAUCUGACAUGACCCAAGUUAGUGAGAAUGUGACACUGGCUGGUUGUGACAAGCCUGCUUCACAGCAUUUACCUGUGUCAAAGCAGGUGCCCAUAAAUGACUUCAAGGGGCAAGUUUCAUCUGCACAAAUGUUACAGCAUCAGGACUUCCAUAAACAUGUGGUUAAGGAAGAAAAGCCCAGCCCUAUGGAUGUAGAUACAGAAGUAUCUACUCUCCCUAACAAACUUAAGCAGAAAUCCUGCUUGCUAGGCGAACUGUUGGAAUCGACGUCGGUUGAAAAGCCGCCAAUUUCGUUGAAUAUAAACAGUGCAAGAGCAGCUGAGAAAAAGACCGAUAGUAUGUUUGUGCCCGUGAGCCAGAACAGUGCCAUGCAAGGCUUUAUUGCGCGCCCUGCAGUGGUGCUACCUAGUAGACAGCUAGGUGCUCUACCGGGGCAGUUGCCACAGCCGUAUGUGUCAGUACCCUCCACUAUCACACCUACGAAGCGUCCGUCCACUGAGCCAUCCGCAGGCCCCAACUCAAAGCGCCCAGCACCCCCGCCGUUUUCCCAAAGAAAUGUCCCGAGCCCCAUGCAGAUAUCAUCGCCGCCCAGCCUCAACACAGCACCUGCACCGCAUAGCCCGAUCUUGAAGUUGGCCCUAGAGAAAUCGUCAGCUGUGAAAGGUGCGACAUCACCACGUAGAGCUGGAGCAACAACUCCAAAAUCUGUGCCAAAGAUGCCUGUGGCCACAUGCUCGCGACCAGCCGCCACCAAGAGUAACACCUCCCAGUCAAAUACUCACAGCUCGACAGCUGCACACCAAAGAAAUACAGCUGCACAUUCUUCAGCAGCUGUCUCUCAGGCAAAGUUGCCGCCAGCUCAGCCAUUGCCACCGACACCACAGCAGCAGCAGGCAGCACAGAAACAGGCUGCUGAGUUGCAACAACGGGCGCUGAAGCUGCAGUGUCCACCCGAUCUCCUAUAUAAGUGCGAAUGGACGGGAUGCACUCACUUGUGCAAAGGUGCUGGAGGAAUCUUCAAACAUGUAGUGAAGGUGCACUGCACUCAGGAUGGCCCAUGCCUGUGGGAACCCUGCGACAAGAUGGUGCGAAAACGCUGGUCUCUCGCUACGCAUUUACAAGACAUUCACUGUCAAGACAAACUACUGCGCAUGGCAGCAGUGCGCCGCUUCCACGUAGAACAACUGGGUGACAGUCCUCUGCCUCCUGCCCAACUACCGCCGCAGCAUCCCGGCUUUCAUCCGAAUGCUGCCAUCCUGGCCAUACGGAGGCAUGCUGUACCGCCAGCAGCAGUGUUCGUGGAUGAAAAGGAGGGUCCAGUAACUAAACAUAUCCGCCUGACCGCAUCAUUGAUACUACGUAAUCUUGCCAGAUACUCGCACCUUGGAAGAAGCAAGUUGAAACCACACGAGCAGAAGCUAGCGCAGCUCUCGCUUAGUUGCGUGGAGUCGUCGACAGCACUGGCCAACUGUCUGUUUGAGCUGCGCUACGACCACUCGGUUGCGCCUACGUAGCGUCACACAGUGUCUGUGCCCACAUGAGGAUAGCUGGCAAGGUUAACCACAGCACUGUUGCAUUGGCUCACUACAUGUGUUCCACGUAUGAUAUUGAUGGAUGGAGGAGGGCAGGAAGGGUGGGCUGGUCAUAGCUGCAUGUACAAAUGGUCAAGGGCAGGCAAUAUGGGGCUGGUCAUAGCAAUCGGUAAGGAUGGUGUGAUAGUCAAUGAGGUGGAUUGAACGAUAGGGUGUUCUUGUCAUAGAGAAAGAAAGAGAGUAAAGAAUACAAGUGCAUGCAGACAGUGUAACGGUGUGCACUGGAUUGUCGAGUGGCUUGUUUUUGUUUGCGAUGAAGAUUCAUGCUGCUAUCUGGCCAUGCGGAAUAGGUAAAUAGCAUCGAUAUCGUAACAGGUAGAAUUUGAAAGUUUUCCAAGGGUAUGUGGGUAUACGAUGUCAGCAUUCGGUCAUUAUUUUUGUAAUCACUACUUGAUUGUGAUGCGUCAGCAUUGUGCUUGCUGGAUUUUUAAAAGAAACCAUUUAUGUCUCCACAUAACUUAUUUGUUUCAGUGUUUAUUUUAUUUUAAUUAAUGGCAAACCUGAUUAUUUGGUACAUACAACUAGCAAAUUGAAUAGCCCUUCUCCAUGCACAUGGUUGACAGACGAGCAAGGGUGUUAUAAUUAAUGACAUUGUAACUGGUGGCUGUUUAGCACUGCUCACUACUGCCAGUAUGUGGCUGCAUGCAAUAGUGGAGGUGGUUAAAUGUUGUGGAGGCUUCUGGAAGCAAAAUCCCAAGUGCUGCUGUGUGAUAUUAUGUACUUAUAUUUCCAUUUCUGCCAUAUGCAAUAUAUAUCUAAAGGUCAUACUACAUAUAUUUAAAGAAUAAAGUGCAUCUGUAUAAAGUACAACUAGUUAUAAACGUAUAUUACAAACUCUCGGUUGAUAUUUAAUAUUUAUUUUGUAUGCAAGUCCAUAUGGGAACCACCUUGGUUUAUCCGGCACAAUUCGAAUAGGGACAGAAAGGUUGUGAGCAUUGACCUUUUGUCUACUGUCGAUAUAUUUGUUGCAUAUGACUGUGUGUGAACAUGUCGUGGGUAAGUGGGUGCCAUCAAAUUUGACUGUCCUGCUUCACCACUAGGUGUUACGCGUGGUCCGUCGUUAUUCGCUGUCAUGUGCUUUGCUGUAAAUGUUGUUCUCUACUAUACGUAGGUUGUACAGUCAUGUUCUAUGAGAGGUGUGUUAGUAACAUGGAGAGGACGGAACUCCUUGUUGCAAUCUCUUGCGUUGUUCCAUUCCACGGAUGUCGAAAGGGUAUACCUGCUGUACGUCGCAAACGUGUUAUUUCGUAUUCCUUAGUGUUUGUAUAAAACAGUUAUGAAAGUUUCAAAAUAAGUGGCUGGUGAAAUGAAAGUUUCAGGCAUCGACUCCUCUGGGAUUCCUCGAAUGGAGGGGGUGGGUGUUGUGCCCCAAUGCUACUAAGGAUUUCAAAUUUGUAGUAAGAGAUAAAGACAUGGCAAGAUUGCAUUGACAAAAGACCAUUAAGGAAUAUAUAGUUUUCUAUGGAACAUCAAUGUAUUGUGAAAUAUAGUAGUUGCUUCAGAAUGCAUCUUUGUGAAGUAAUGUGUGUAUUUAGUUAAGGGAUUCUUUAUAAAAUGUGUUACGACUAUCAUAAGAUUAACAAGAACAUUAAAUGCAUUUAAAAUUA
Priapulus caudatus is the source of this 7122-nucleotide messenger RNA. Its product is annotated as AT-rich interactive domain-containing protein 2-like. The coding region runs from base 245 to 5437 and encodes 1730 amino acids. NCBI's taxonomy places the organism in Eukaryota, Metazoa, Priapulida, Priapulimorpha, Priapulimorphida, Priapulidae. Gene Ontology annotation, cellular component: SWI/SNF superfamily-type complex. Gene Ontology annotation, biological process: regulation of DNA-templated transcription. The transcript is spliced from 20 exons. Gene Ontology annotation, molecular function: DNA binding. The record is from RefSeq and is a predicted model, not a curated record.